Mycena indigotica is the source of this 5469-nucleotide messenger RNA. Its product is annotated as Rho-GAP domain-containing protein. The transcript has 22 exons. Gene Ontology annotation, biological process: signal transduction; transmembrane transport. NCBI's taxonomy places the organism in Eukaryota, Fungi, Basidiomycota, Agaricomycetes, Agaricales, Mycenaceae. The record is from RefSeq and is a predicted model, not a curated record. Bases 1 to 5469 code for a protein of 1822 amino acids.
AUGCCGAUUUACAACACCACAUUCGAGGACUACAGUCCUUUGAUCAAUUAUUCACCGGACUGGCGUGCCGGGUCAAGCAAUGGCGAUUCUGCAGCAAGCCUUUACUCCGAUGCCAGUUUUACACUCACCCAGAAGGAUGGCGGCACAGCUUCGUUCACAUUUAAUGGCACUGCGGUCACGAUCUUUGGCUCGCAACGAGCGAACCAUGGCUUUUACCAAGUCACGAUUGACGGAAACACUUUCCCACCGAUAUCUGGGAAGGCCGCAGAUCCUGGUCACUUCCAAGUCCCACUCUUCGAAAGUCCAGUGUUAAGCCAAGGACAACACUCUGUGACUUUCACGAAUCAAGGAUCAACUUUCGUCGAUAUCGACUUUGUAACUGUGCAGAAUACUGUGGGUCAAUCAGAGGAGCCGCUGAUUGUGAACACGGUGCAAGACAGCGACCCGGCGUUUGUAUGGCAACCUGCGAAUGUGUGGGGCACAAACGUCCCCUUCGUCGGGACGUAUUCUGGCAGCUCGGGACACGGCACAGCAACUCCAGGUGAUGCUGUCUACCUAUACGGACCUGUCGGUCCUACCUCCGCUCCAUUUUCUGUCUCGUUGGAUGGCGGUGCACCGGAGAACUACUCGGCAGUUAAACAGUCGUACAAAUCUCAAGUACUACUCUAUUCGGCGACUAAUCUUGGUCGUGGGCAGCAUCAAAUAAAGGUAACAUACGAGCCUUCCCAGCCCGGCCAAAUUCUCGCCAUUGAUUACGCCAAUGUUUACACAACGAGCUCACUGGGCGGAACCUCCAAUCUGAACAGUGAUAGCAGUGGUAGCAGUUCACUGAGAAGUGGAAUAUCUGGCGGUGGCAUUGCUGCUAUCAUUAUCGCGGUAUUAUUUGUUCUCUUCGUAGUGGCGGCACUUCUCUUUUUGUUGCAACGACGAAGAAAGCGAAAAAGUCAAGCGAUGCCCACUCCCAUUCCUCAACCUCCGAUGAGCAUGAGCCGCGCAAAUGCGGACAUCGUAGCUCCAUCUUAUGUUUAUAAUCCGCCUCCACAGCCACAGCGACGGCCUGCUCCAUCAACUAGGUAUCCUUCCACAAUCGUCAACUACUACGCCAACGAGCCCAACCGUGAUUAUGUCGUCGAGACACGGUCACAAGCUGGCUCAGAACCAGAUUCGCCAACAUCCCAUGGUCACAACGGCCUUGCAGGCCCUAGUAACAGCAAUAUGCCAAACAAGGGCCAACCCUCAGCAUUGGGGGUCGCUAGUCGACCGCAAGACUUCGGGUCUUCUGCUCCGCCUGCAUAUGGAAUGGUUUCACGCGUUUCCCCAGACAAGUCCAACCGCGGUCCUCUUCAAACCAAUAUAAAGGCGUAUGGCGAUCUCUGUGUCGAAUGUGGCGAGAGGAAGGGUUCCGAGGCUUCAUGCGGGGGGAAUGGGAUCAACUGCGUGAGGAUAGUUCCGUACAGUGCGGUGCAAUUCACCGCAUAUGAAAGCCUCAAGAAAUGGUUCGCGUCUUUUGGCAAUAAAGAACUCGACACACCCCGAAGAUUAGCUGCUGGGGCGCUAGCUGGCAUCUGCUCUGUCUGUUCGACCUACCCUUUGGACCUUGUCAGAGCCCGUCUCUCGAUCGCAACUGCAUCAAUACCGAUAUCGAUUUCAUCCAAACCUGCUUCAUCAAGUACUGCCAAGAUUGGACUCUCUGCCGCCUACCACACAUCAUCCUAUGCAGCAUCAGAAUUGACUAUUAUUGGAAUGACACGCAAGAUCGUUCGGGAGGAAGGUGGCGUCCGGGGGCUCUACAGAGGUCUGGUAACGACAGCAUUUGGCGUAGCGCCAUAUGUGGGCAUCAAUUUCGCGGCCUAUGAGUUUUUGCGCGGCGUCAUCACGCCACCAGGCAAAACCUCAGUCCCAAGAAAGCUCGCAUGUGGUGCUUUGGCAGGAUCCAUCUCUCAGACCUUGACAUACCCAUUCGACGUUUUGCGGCGGAAAAUGCAAGUCACUGGCAUGAAGUCGUCUGGAUUGGGCAUACAAUAUACUGGAGCGCUUGAUGCUCUUCAAGGAAUCGUCCGGUCCGAAGGUUUUAUCGGGCUGUACCGCGGGUUGUGGCCAAAUCUGCUCAAGGUUGCGCCAAGCAUCGCAACGUCGUUUUUCACGUCAAGGAAUGGUUGCUGGGACAAUAAUGUAGAGAGAGGAAUGUUAACGACAAAUCCGGGAUCGCUGUUUUGUGCUGCAUCAUUGAUGCGAAACGGCGGUUUGCUUGUUGCUGCCAGCAAUAUGGCGGGGCGGCCGAUUCAGGGAGGACCCCUGCCCUCCACUCCAACCUCUUCUAUAUCGUCCUGGUCAUCGUCAGAGAGUAAUUCCACACGGCCCGACACGCCAGACCAACACGCUUCCACCACCUUGCCGGCUGCUCUCAUGGGCCAAAACGAGAGCAAGCAGGCUCUCCCAACAUCCCCCUCUUCCCAGAAGAGCUUUUAUGUGGCUGCCUCCACUGGCUCAAAACUAAAGCGCGCGUUUGCCCGCAGGAAGAAGUCGGAGGACCCAGCCGUGGUGUUGACUGAACCUCAGCAGCCGAAACGACAACUUCCCUUCGUCAAAAAACCCACCGCCCCACCACUUCCUCCCAAACCGACAAUCCUCCAGGUCGCGAAACCAAUCCCAUUGCCGCCUAUACCGUUGCCGCCAAUUCCACCAGAACCUACUAUCACUCCAGCCAACAGAGGCUCAAUCAUUCCAGUUACACCUGGCGUGUCGCCUGCGGUUAACUGGCUGAUUUCUCAGGAGAGGGCGAAGAAUGCGAUUCCUGAGGUUGAGCCGGAAAGCGAUUCUAAGGAGGCCUGGCGGCGAAGUGAUGCCACCAUUACAAGGGCACCAACUGUAACCCGUUCUUCGCGGCCAGUUUCGACCGCCGAGUCAACACACACGGUCACUCCAGUGAACAAGCGACUUAGUGCGGUUAUAAAUGAUGAGGAUUAUUUAGCUGAGGAGGAUGAUGAGGAGUACAAGGAUUCUAGGUCAUCGCCUUCCGCCUCUAUCCGAAACAAGCCGCGGUCUAUGUCUCUUAAUAUCGGUCCAACUGAGCCCUUUCAACCCACCAUGGCUUCUCCCAAACUGUCGUCAGAAUCGGUGCCCCCCUUGACGCCCUCGAUGGUUCGUGAAACGCCGACGCUCACCCGAGCUGCGGCAAAUGGUAUCAUCUCCCCCUCAAGCUCGGGUCUCCAGUCCACAGGUAACAACAUUCGUGGUCGACUCGCUGCAUGGACAGCGACCACCAACUCAACACCGACCAUCAACUCACACACGGAGAUCCAAGCACAAUCUCGGAAGCCAGCCGUCAGUUUGACUGCCAGCCUUGCCCCUGCCGCCGGUUUAGCCAAACGGGCCGUUGAAAAAAUGGGUCGAUGGGGGUUUGGCUCAAACAACAACAACUCAGGGUACUCGUCGUCCUCCAGCACUCCUCCAUCGUCAUUUGGUCAUGAACAUGGUCUAGUUCGUACCAAUUCGAACCAAUCUGGAGGAGGUAAGGCACACAGGAGAACACCCAACUCGGUGUCCAGUGCCUGGAGUGUCAACUCCUCCAACAUGUCUUCCUCUGUCUCUGACCUCAAUGCUUUCGCACCACCUCCCGAAGCUUAUCUCGGCAAGUGCAUUCGCGGCCCGCUCAAAAAGUCCAAUACGGGUGCGGGUGUUGGUGGCGUCGUAUUUGGGGCCUCAUUGCAGGUUGCUGUUGCUGAGACCGCUGUGAGCGGUUACACAUGUGUUGAGGUCGAAGAUAUUUCCUUGCCCCUCUCCGCUCGUCUAGAGCAGAGACUCCUCCCCGCUCUGGUCGUCCGUUGUGCCCAGCACAUACUCAUUUGGGGAGUGCAAGAAGAAGGCCUAUUUCGGGUACCUGGCCGACCAUCUCAUACCUCGAAACUGCGCGCCGAAUUCGACACUGGUGCCGACUAUGAUAUUCGGGAGUGUUCUCUGGGUGACCUUGAUCCUCAUGCAGUAGGGUCCGUAUUCAAGGCGUAUCUUCGCGAGCUGCCAGAACCAAUUCUGACACAAGCACUGACGCCGUACUUUGAUGCUGCACUUGCGCAAGAACAGAACACUGAGCAAGAGCAAGCUCCGCGUCCAAGAGCGGCCCCUACUGGGCCCACAUUGCCCUCUGGUCCUCGCGCUGGACACAUGAUGCGAAAGCCACCAUCGCUAUCCACACUUGCCCCACCCAAUCUCAAUACUCUUCGUGCGCCAUCUCCGACUCUAGUUCAGGCUGUGCGAAACUUGGUCAAACAACUUCCUCGCGAAAACCGAGACCUUUUGCGGACGGUGAUAGACCUUAUCCGUGCCACAGCCGAGCAUAACAAGGAGACCAAGAUGCCCCUCAGCAAUCUCUUGUUGAUUUUCUGCCCUAGCUUGAACAUGAGCCCACCGAUGCUACGUGUUUUGUGCGAGGCAGAAGCUGUUUGGGGAGAAGAACCAGUCGUCGAUAUCAAACGAGAGAGUCUUGGCGUUUUGGAUAUAAAACCAGAGGGCAAGGAAGAGCCCGAGUCGCCCGUGUCCCCGACACGACUGCGGUCACCUGGGGCCCGCAGCAAACGCGCGAAUCCUGUCGCUGUCUAUGUUGAUGACGAUAACGCGGAAGAUUCGCCGCUGACACAGAUGCAAGCAGCCUCUGAUGUCUCGUCUGUCUCAACAUCCGAAGACAUUUCGAUUAUUCCCAGAUUUGAUGCGUCUUCUCCCAUGCUCUCGUCUUCGUCAGAAUCUUUGGCUACUCCAUCCAGCAGUCCCUCUAUUGCUCACAUCCCGCUCGAGAAGGAAGCGGAGGAACAAGUUCAAUUCCCUACUAGCAACAACUCGUCAGACGUGCCCAUUCCUUCACCACCUACCUUAUCACUUCCUAGUUUAUCGUCGUCGCCCAAAAGCGACUCUAACUCUGCUGGAUCGACGCCGCCGUCGCCCUUUCGUCGUCUAAAAAAGACAUCUCUGCAUCUCUUGUUUUCGAAACGCUCUGCUUCGCCAUUGACCCCUUCUCCUACUGGUGGAUUCCCCAACAUCUCUGGUCCCUAUUUGCAAGCUCCACGGGCGGCAUCUGAGUCAUCAUUGUCCACCCCCAUUUCUGCGGUCACCGCCCCGUCAGGCAGUCCUCUGGGUAUGCCGCCAGUGUUGGAUACCCCCAUCGACUCGUCUUCGCUGCGGGCUGGUCUGGGUAUAACCGUGGACAGCCCUGAACCAGACGAGUCAGAAGAAAGCGAAGAGGAGGAUAUACCUCUUCCGGUUGUUGGGCAAACGCCCAUUGCCGACAUGUACCGCACUCCUGCCAGCUCUUCGUUGGCAGUUAACCACUUGCGCCCGCAUCCGACACGGAAACAGUCCAAGGCCUCGGUUGCGUCGUCGAAUGGGUCGAAUCCGUUAGGGAUUGUAGAGGACGAGGAGGACUGGACGCAGAGCGUGUUGGUGGCGGCAGAUGUUGACUGGCGGAUGCAGGGACCUUGA